UAAUGCUUUAGAACAUUUAUUUCCACGACAAUCUUUCUUAAUAAAAAUGAUUUUGACAGUUUCGUAUUGAAAAUGAAUUCCAGUAAAUUUAGUCCGUGAUAGACCACAACUGUGAUGGAAACUAAAUUAAUACCAAGAAGAAUGAACACCAAGAAAUGCACAGUAGAACCUACCCCCGAGCCUCCACCAUCCGACCCUUGUAAGGAGCAAAGGAUCCAGCAGAAGAUAAAAGCUGGUAUCAAGAUAUGCCCGUCAUCCCCCAUUGAACCGCCAUCGCCGCCACCGCCGUGCCUUGCCCUUUGCAUCGAGAAGAUAAAAAACGUGCCAGUUGAAGUUUCCCAAGAGCCAGUCGUCUGCGUAGUUGAGAGAGAGGAAACUGGACAAGCUAGGUGUGACAAGAUAAAGGACAUAAAAGCAGCACACCCCGAUAAUUCCUGGCCGGGCUGUUUGCCCGCUCCGCCUCCACCCCCUGCCCCCGAACCAGACCUCUGUGAAGUGCAGGCGAGGCAAGCCAAAAUAAAAGAGUGCGAGGAACGAAUGAAAAGAUAUAAAUUGUAAACAUGGACAGACUAAAAAAAUCUAUUAGCUCAAACCUGGAUGCGUUAAUAGAAAAGUUUCGGACGGA
Pararge aegeria (speckled wood butterfly) is the source of this 625-nucleotide messenger RNA. Its product is annotated as wiskott-Aldrich syndrome protein family member 1-like. The record is from RefSeq and is a predicted model, not a curated record. Lineage: Eukaryota; Metazoa; Arthropoda; Insecta; Lepidoptera; Nymphalidae. The transcript has 4 exons. The coding region runs from base 115 to 558 and encodes 147 amino acids.